Messenger RNA from Rasamsonia emersonii CBS 393.64, 507 nucleotides. RefSeq lists its product as uncharacterized. The transcript has 3 exons. Bases 1 to 507 code for a protein of 168 amino acids. The record is from RefSeq and is a predicted model, not a curated record. Lineage: Eukaryota; Fungi; Ascomycota; Eurotiomycetes; Eurotiales; Trichocomaceae.
AUGGCGCUGCAGCACUGCAGCGAUGGAUUUCCUGCUGCUCGCUGCUCGUGGCCUCCCAAAUCCAAUAUCGAGAUGGACGCCUCCGAUCGCGCACAUGAUCGCGGUGGAGCCCCCGAUCGCUCCUUCCUCGACAGGCCCGCCUCAGCAGUGCCGCUGAGGAAGGCACGACGCACCACGCCAUCAGCAGAGGUUCCUGCGGCAGUUGCCUCUCCAGACAUCGUCUCAGAUCGUCCUGGUUCCAUGGUUGUGUCCGCCCAGAUAAGCUACCUACCAGCUCAACAGGAGCAGCAUCGGCAAAGAGUCGCUUAUGACACUGGCAGACUGGCCAAGUCAAACUCUUGUCAGCAGGUUUACCCUGUCCAUACUCCCAGUGCGAUUGCAGGAUUUCUCGCUCCCGUCAGAACAAUGACCGUCCUCCGACCGGGCAAGGAACGCUCCCUGCCGGGUCGCACUUCUGCCGAAGCCGAACCACUCACAAGCAGAGACAAUGGCUCGGCUUCGACAUGA